AUGGACAUGAAUGUUCCAAGCUCAAAGCUGCUGCUCACCCCACAAUCCUCACAGGAACACAUGACGCGUGAUUCUUGGUUUGGGAAAAGUGAUCAGGUUGUGACGGGACCCUUUGAUUAUCUUUUCUCAUCCCCGGGCAAAAAUAUUCGAAGUCUGCUGAUGGAUGCAUUCAACGAAUGGCUUCAGGUUCCUGAACUUCAAUUGAUCAAGGAAGUUGUUAACAUACUUCACACGGCGUCCCUCCUGAUCGACGAUAUCGAAGAUAACUCAGUCCUACGCCGAGGCCUUCCGGUUGCUCACCAAAUAUUUGGCACCGCCCAAACCAUCAAUUCGGCAAAUCAUGCAUACUUUAUAGCAAUUGAAAAGCUCCAGGAGCUACAAAUUCCCCCGGCGUAUACGAUUCUCAUCGAAGAAAUGAUCCAUCUUCAUCAUGGAAAGUAG
Molecule: messenger RNA, 441 nt
Organism: Penicillium arizonense
Lineage: Eukaryota; Fungi; Ascomycota; Eurotiomycetes; Eurotiales; Aspergillaceae
Exons: 5
Coding region: 1-441 (146 amino acids)
Biological process (GO): isoprenoid biosynthetic process
Molecular function (GO): prenyltransferase activity
Source: RefSeq, a predicted model, not a curated record